This is a messenger RNA of Sinocyclocheilus grahami, 3424 nucleotides long. RefSeq names its product volume-regulated anion channel subunit LRRC8A-like. The transcript is spliced from 4 exons. Gene Ontology annotation, molecular function: protein binding. Gene Ontology annotation, cellular component: cytoplasm. The coding region runs from base 439 to 2829 and encodes 796 amino acids. NCBI's taxonomy places the organism in Eukaryota, Metazoa, Chordata, Actinopteri, Cypriniformes, Cyprinidae. The record is from RefSeq and is a predicted model, not a curated record.
AAAAAUACAUCUGAUCCCUGCAGCUGAGAUCGCAAUUUGCGCUGUUCGUCUUGGUUCGGCCACUUUCUGACAAUCCGAGCUCAUCAGUCCGGCAACAAGCACAUGAAGCAGAGGUGGCAGCACACAGCUGGGAUAUCUGUGUCCCAUCCUGACAAAAAGGACUGUGAUGAGUGCCAGUUCCUGACUGGACAUGUGGAGUAUUAGGUAAGAUCCAACUGAGGAGACUCUGCUUCAGACACUGCCCUGCCUUAGACAAACAGGAUUUGAACCCUGGGGUCACAUCACGGACUCUCCAUAGCCAGAGGAGACAAUUCUUCAGUGUUGUUAUCAGAAAUGGCUAAUAAUAGAUGACAAGAAAGCCAGAGCGUUCUUUUGCCGGAGUCGUCUUAUGUAGCAGCCACAGCCGGAGAAGACAGCCGUCCUCGACUUUGGUGAAUCAUGAUUCCCAUAACUGAGCUGCGCUACUUUGUUGAUACGCAACCUACGUAUCGCAUCCUAAAGCCAUGGUGGGACGUGUUCACAGACUAUUUAUCGGUUGUAAUGCUGAUGAUCGCAGUAUUCGGGGGCACACUUCAGGUCACGCAGGACAAGAUGAUCUGCCUACCCUGCAAGUGGGUCGUUAACAAGACCUGUAGAAAGUAUUUCAAUGCAACAUUUUCUGUGCCCUUGACUCUUGAGCCUCAAGGAAUCCAGUAUGACCUCGAUCGCCACCAGUACAACUACGUCGAUGCUGUGUGUUAUGAAAACAAGCUUCACUGGUUUGCUAAAUAUUUCCCAUAUUUGGUGCUGCUGCAUACGCUCAUCUUUCUGGCUUGCAGCAACUUCUGGUUCAAGUUCCCUUGGACGAGCUCUAAACUGGAACAUUUUGUGUCAAUCCUACUGAAGUGUUUUGACUCGCCUUGGACCACAAGAGCGCUGUCUGAAACAGUCGUGGAGGAAAGCGACACCAAAGCUCUGGUGAAAAUGAACGGUUCCUUCGAUAAGAAGGCUUCGUAUGUGAGCGAAGACGUCGAGGCGAGUGUUCCCAUGCUGUCAACAACCAGAUCUCGUAUUGAGCAAGGAAUCGUGGACCACUCUGAGACUGGUGUCCUGGACAAAAAGGAAGGUGAACAGGCGAAGGCAUUGUUUGAGAAGGUGAAGAAGUUUCGAACUCAUGUGGAAGAAGGCGAUAUAGUUUACCGACUAUACAUCCGACAGACCAUCAUCAAAGUUGUUAAGUUUAUUCUUAUUAUUUGCUAUACCGGCUACUAUGUCCACAAUAUCCAGUUCAGCGUCGACUGCAAUGUGGACAUCGAGAGUCUCACUGGUUAUCGCAUGUACAACUGUGCCCAUCCCCUGGCCACUCUCUUCAAGAUCUUAGCCUGCUUUUACAUUAGUCUAGUUAUCGUGUACGGGAUGAUAUGUGUGUACACCCUCAGCUGGAUGCUACGGCGCUCUCUCAAGAAGUACUCGUUUGAGUCAAUCCGAGAGGAGAGCAGCUACAGCGACAUCCCAGAUGUGAAAAACGACUUCGCCUUCAUGCUGCAUAUGAUUGACCAGUACGACCCCCUCUACUCCAAACGGUUUGCGGUCUUCCUCUCAGAGGUGAGCGAGAACAAACUCCGCCAGCUGAACCUCAACAAUGAAUGGACUUUGGAAAAGCUUCGGCAGAGGAUCACGAAAAACUCUCAAGAGAAGCUGGAGCUCCAUCUGUUCAUGCUCAGUGGGAUCCCAGACACGGUCUUUGACUUGUCGGAGUUGGAGGUUCUGAAGCUUGAGCUCAUCCCUGAUGUCACCAUCCCACCAAUCAUAGCCCAGCUGACGAACCUCCGAGAGAUGUGGCUGUACCACACACCAGCCAAAAUAGAGGCUCCAGCUCUUGCGUUUCUGAGAGAGCACCUGAAAUCGUUGCACAUCAAGUUCACUGACAUAAAGGAGAUUCCUCUGUGGAUCUACAGCUUGAAGAACCUAAGCGAGUUGCACCUUACUGGGAACCUCAGUGCUGACAACAAUCGCUACAUCGUUAUCGACGGUUUACGAGAGCUAAAGCGACUGAAGGUUCUGAGACUGAAAAGUAACCUUACAAAACUGCCUCAGGUGGUCACGGAUGUUGGAAUGCAUCUCCAGAAGCUGUCCAUCAACAACGAAGGCACCAAGUUGAUGGUGCUCAACAGCUUAAAGAAGAUGGUGAACCUGUCCGAGCUGGAGCUUGUCCGCUGUGAUCUGGAGCGCAUUCCUCAUUCCAUCUUCAGCCUGCACAAUUUACAGGAGCUCGAUCUUAAGGAUAACAACCUGAAAACCAUUGAGGAGAUCAUUAGUUUUCAGCAUCUUCAUCGACUUGUUUGUCUAAAGUUGUGGUAUAAUCAGAUUGCAUACAUACCUAUUCAGAUAGGUACCUUGGUCAACCUGGAGCGCCUCUAUUUAAACCGCAACAAGAUCGAGAAGAUACCAUACCAGCUCUUCUUCUGCCGGAAGCUGAGGUUUCUCGAUCUGAGCCAUAACAAUCUGACUGACAUCCCGUCAGAAAUAGGAACUCUACAGAACCUUCAGUACCUUGCUGUAACUGCCAAUCGGAUUGAGGCUCUUCCCCCUGAAUUGUUUCGGUGUAAGAAAUUGAGAACACUGAACCUCGGAAACAACUGCCUGCAGUCCCUACCCUCACGGUUUGGGGAGCUCACCAGUCUGACACAGCUGGAGCUGAGGGGCAACAGGCUGGAGUGCCUUCCUGUAGAACUUGGGGAGUGCAGAUUGCUGAAGAGGAGUGGCCUAAUUGUGGAGGACAGUAUUUUCAACACUUUACCUUCAGAGGUCAAAGCGCAGCUGUGGAGAACUGACAAAGAGGCUUCUUGAAACGGAUGCAUGAACCUGAGAGCAUUUGCCUGUGUGAAGAUUUUAAAUGGUGUGAGGAGAGGAAUUCAAUCCAAAAUGAUAUGUUUGUUAAAUAUUUCAGGGUUCAUUAGAAUGUUUCCUGAAAGACAUAAGGGGUGUUUCACAUUAUGGCAUGUCAUGUUUUAUUAUAACCGACAGCCAUGGCAUUUCUGUUGACAGUCACUGAGGAGUGAGCAGACCAAAUAUUACAUCAGGAUUAAGGUGCUGUUCAUUUUUGCCUUAAUUUACACAAUACCAUACAGAUAUUGUAUUAUAAACAUUUUGACAAUUUUAUACCAGUGUUACUGUGUGUGUAAAAUCACUCUUCUGUUGCCAAUUCUUAAAUCCAUGGCUCUGUACGGUUGAAGAUUUCAAAUUCAACCUGAUAAGGGUUUACAGUUUUUACAGUUUACUGCUAAAAUACUACUUGUUUAUUUGAAAUUGUUGGGCAAAACUGUUCAAAUUGCUCCUCAUUAAUAUGUGAAUAACUCGUCAAUGUAUUCUAAAACUUUGAGAGCACUAGAUAACGUUUGAGCAUUUGUUUAUACAAGCCCUACAUGUUACCCAGCACAAUAUU